AAUCCGGCUCGGUGGACUUGCAUUUUAGGCCUAAAAUUUUGUGUGGCAGGGAAAAGUUGUCGGAAGUGGGAUUCGAACCCACGCCCUCAUUCGAGGACCAGAAUUCUCCACGCGAUGAGUGGAAGAACAUUUUGUCUUGAGUCUGGCGCCUUAGACCGCUCGGCUAUGGAGUCAUGUACUGGACAAAAGUCACGCUAUAGAGUGUCGUGUUGCGUAGUAGAGUGUCGAGGUGCAAUAUAGAUCCCAAGGUCGCGAGGCGUAGUAUAGGUGGACGCGAGGCGAAAUAGAGAGUCGCGAGGCGUAAUAGUGAGACGCGUAUGUAAUAAUAGAGAGAUGCGAGGCGUAAUAGAAGGACGCGAUGCGUAACAGAAGGACGCGUUGCGUGAUGGAAAGACGCGCAAACAAGGGCGACGCGGCGUGUAGGAAGAGGGGACGCGUACUUUCGCGCCAUUUGCCUUGGUUACCCGUGAAUAAAUUUCGAAUUUUUUCAAUUGACUGGCAAAUUAAUCAAGACAAAACACGAAAGAAAAAGUAAGUUUUUGUAGCAGCUGGGCUGACCGUUCUCUCUGAUUUUUUCUCUCCUGUUUUUUUAAUUUCUGCUGUAUUAUAGUUAUAUUCUGAUAAAUUGUGAGAAGUUGCUAAUUCAUAAGUAUGUGUAGUAGUGAAGGGAAGCAAUGUAGGGCAACGACGACAUUUGUCAACACAGGUAUAGCUGGCACCCCCCCCCCUCCUCAUAUAUAUUUUCUCAUUAAAAUUUGUAAUGGGCUAGCUAUACUAUUGCUAUAAAUAAUGGAUUAUAUUAUUUGCCCUAGCAACUUUUACUUCCUUUUUUCCUUCCCUUGUAUACACCACCAAUCAACCCCCCUCCCCCUGCAACGAGGAGGGUGCCGAUAAGCCGAAAAAUGUUAUUACACUGCUUGCAUGCUAUUCUGUUAUAAGCAAUGUGCUGUUUUUGUAUUAAUAUUGUGUUUUGUAUCACCAUGUGAUUACAAUGUUUUGAUAGGUAAACAGGGCAGCUUAUAAAACAGAACGUAGGACUACGACUGGUAGUUAAAUGGAACUGUGCGGUGCAUAUGCAUGUGUACAACAACACUGUCAACAGGUGUAUUGUAAUGAUGGCAAAUUUCUCAAGUUUUGGUUUUCUUCAAGUGACACUGCACCCAUUUUCAAGAAUUUUAAAUAAUGCAGCAAAUAUGUACAAUGUUCUUAUUCGAUUUUCCUUUAAGGAUAUUCUUAAGACAUUUUUAAAUUUUUGUCUUACUAUCGUGAAUAUUUAUCGGCAUGGUUGUAAUUUUCAAAACUUUCAAGCUAAAUUGUAUGUGAUGUUUUAGGAAUUAAAAAUUGAUUCAGCAUGCAGAAAGUGAAAGACGCUAUAGACAGACUGAAUAAUGCAUUGGAUGGUCUGUCAUCAUCAACAACAAGUACUCAAAAUAAUCCAAAUCAGAACAUCUUCCAGAGUCCAAACUCACAUCCAAGUCCAAACUUACAUCCAAGUCCACAACAUCAGAGAAUUCUACAAGAUUUCAAUAAGCAAUUUCCAGCGUUGAAUGCUGGUGGUAGCCGAUAUCGCCCACAAGCAAAGAAACCACGUCUCUCUAAUAACUUCAUUAAGGACACAUGGACCCAUAAAUUCUGUGCACUGAGCUACAAAGAUACAUCAGUUUCACCUAAUACACGUGAAUUAAUGGAGCUAAACCAAGUUGGUCUCGGAAUUGAAAAAGUUGUUUUUCCUUCCAAAACUGGAACACAUGCUAUGCUUCUGGAAGAGUUAACAAAAGCUUAUCCAAAAUUAUCAUCACAGAGUGGUGGCAUUGAACUUCUGAGGGCUGAGAGUGGUGGAAUAAACCGACCAUUGGUGUUGAUACCACCAAGAAAAGAUGGUUAUUCUAUCAGCUAUUUAAAAAAUUUAGUACCCGGUCACGCUGUAAUAUACAUCAGACCAGUGCAGAGCGACUUACCAAUGGAGGAACCAACUAUGGAUUCAGUCCUAUGCAAGAAUUCUUCCAGUGAUAUACAUACUUUUAAUGAUCAGAUUGAUUAUGAUUAGUCUCGAAUUUAUGACUGACUUGUACGCUCCUUGAAGUCUAUAUAUACUGCACAUGCAUUUAUAAGUUCGUCUUUUUGUUGUUCUAUUUUGUUUGUUUUCUAACUUUUAUAUGGAAAAGAUGUAUGGUUAUAGUCGUGAUCAAGUUACGCAUUGCAUUAUCAUUCAGCUGUGCUAACCAAGAAGAUAUUUUUCUUUUCUUUUUAUUUCACAAGGGUUAUGUUUGUUAUUUUGUUCUUUAUGUGAAAAAAUGUUCUACUUAUAUACGGUCGACUCACUCAGAGAAAGUUAUUUAAAAACAGAACUGUUAUCGUUAAGUAACUUUUAAACAUAUUUCGAACAUUUUGGAGGGAAUUUCGUCUGGCAUUUUUAGGAUUUAUUGUAUGAUUAAACAAACAAGUGGUUUUGUUGACAUUUCGUGUACUUAUGCAGUACUUUUAUUUUUCAGAAUAUAACAUGAAUAUACAACAAUUGAGUCCAGUUGAUUUUAUUAAGAAUUCUGUUGUUGAUACAUUGAAACUAAUCCAGUCGUUAUUGUCAUCCUUUGUUGACGCGAAUACAGCAGAUUUGGAUUAUCCUGUCUAUAGACUUGAUGAACUUUACAGCUUCUGCUCUAGAGCAGCUUUAGAGUAUCCAGAUGUUAUAACCGAAAAUGUACUGAGUAGUAUUCAUCAAGCAUCAGUGAUAAUUCAAUCAGUGAACAAAACUAGUAACGCGGAAACUGUACGGCACAAGAUAGGCAGGCCUUCUUUCGAUAUACCUGAGGAAACUCUAAAAACUUUAGUGAGGUUGAAUUUUUCGCAGACGGCAAUAGCUGAAAUGUUCGGAGUAAGUGCAAAAACUAUUCAAAGAAGAUUUAAAGAGUUUGAUAUUGAACCUAAAUCGCACACUAUGAUUGGUGACGAGGAACUUGAUGAACAUGUCAAAAAAAUUAUUUCAGAUUUUCCUAACUGUGGCAUACGUAGAAUGAAAGGUUUUUUACUGUCUCAUGGUUAUCACAUUCCUUGGAAAGUUGUUCGUGAUAGUAUGUGGCGGGUUGAUCCAUCAGGGCUAUUGAUGCGCUCGUUGCAACGUAAUGUAGUUCGAAGAAGAAAAUAUAGUGUUGCAGCGCCAAGGUCAUUGUGGCAUAUAGACGGCAAUCACAAAUUGAUAAGAUGGUCGAUAGUCAUUCAUGGCGGCAUAGAUGGGUAUUCUAGGCGUCUAAUGUUUCUGUCGUGCGGAUCAAGUAACAAGGCUACUGUAGUACUCGAUUUAUUUCUGACCGCAGUACAAAAUUUUGGCUUGCCGUCGCGUGUAAGAGGAGAUCAUGGGGUGGAAAAUGUAGACGUUGCUUGGUUUAUGAUAUCAAGACGAGGAAGUAAUCGUGGUAGCUUUAUCGCUGGGAAAAGUUGCCAUAACCAAAGGAUAGAGAGGUUCUGGAGAGAUCUAUUCCACGGCUGCACAUACAUAUACCACAACAUAUUCACUUACUUGGAAGAGAUAGGAGCCUUGGAUAUAUCGAAUGAGUUGCAUUUGUUUUGCCUUCAUUAUGUUUUUAUUCCAAGAAUAAAUGCACAUUUUCAAAGAUUUAUCCUGGGCUAUGAUCACCAUCCUAUCCGAACAGAGAGAAACCUUUCUCCUCUUCAAUUAUGGGAAAGAGGUUUGUUGUUGCAAAGGAGACCGUCAGAAGAUGAUAUUGUCGAUGACUGCGAUUCAUAUGGUAUAGAUUGGAGUGUACCGAGUCAUUAUAUCGAAACCCGUGACGAUGCUAUUGUGGUUCCCGAGAUAAAUCAUCCAUUUCAAAGUAAUGACUUAUACCUGGAAUUUUGUAGAUCUAACGAUCCAAUGGCAAAUUGCGAUAACUUCGGUAUCGAAGUGUUUCUUCGAACUGUUCAGGUCGUAGAAAGUACAUUGUCAUGAACACCACUAUUAGUUCACUCACAGAACUUUUGAUUGAAUUGCUUAACUUGACAUUAGUUACAUUAGAUACAUUACAAAGAAGAAAUUCAAACAUUUUGUUCACUAUAUACGUACUAGAUAUUAUGCUUAGGUAAAAUAAAGCUCCUUCAGUUCUUCUAACCACGCGAAAAAAUAGCCACAGCAGUAGUCAUUUAAUAAGUUCUUCCCGUGCCUAAUUAUAGAGCGCGCUCUUUUUUGUUUCCCCGUCCCAACGUCGAAAAGUUGUAUUAUGCCCUGAUCGAGGUUGUUAUUCUGCUUAUCAUAACUCCCCUCUAAUAGGCAUAUAAUAUACACGAGAGGUUAUGAUGAACUAGUAGCCCUUGUACACCAAGUAUGGAAUCUUUUUUUUUCAUUUUUUCCUUUUAAAGUAUUCAUGACAAGAAAAAAGUGAAGAUGUA
This is a messenger RNA of Hydractinia symbiolongicarpus, 4380 nucleotides long. RefSeq lists its product as uncharacterized. Bases 2471 to 3943 code for a protein of 490 amino acids. The transcript is spliced from 2 exons. Gene Ontology annotation, molecular function: nucleic acid binding. The record is from RefSeq and is a predicted model, not a curated record. NCBI's taxonomy places the organism in Eukaryota, Metazoa, Cnidaria, Hydrozoa, Anthoathecata, Hydractiniidae. Gene Ontology annotation, biological process: DNA integration.